Messenger RNA from Symbiodinium necroappetens, 2064 nucleotides. NCBI's taxonomy places the organism in Eukaryota, Dinophyceae, Suessiales, Symbiodiniaceae. The record is from the annotation of a GenBank genome assembly.
AUGGGCGCUGUGCAACAAAAGUGCUGCGCAGUUCAGGAGGUGGGUAGCACUGCUGAAGCAGUCGCAGAAACGAAAUGCCUCAGCGAUCAGCCUAUUCCACCGCCUGGGAAGCCACUUUGGCUCACGGAGGCUGAAGCAUAUGUGACGCUGCAGAAGCAGAAAGAAGCGGAAGCGGCCCAGCGAUUACAGCAGCUGGCAGAGAAAGCUGCAGAAGAGGAGCGAAAAGCAAAGGAAGAAGCACAGCGAAAGGCUGCGGAGGAAGAGGCGAAGAAGGCCAAGGAGGCCGAAGCGAAAGCGAAGAAGAAGGUGUCCUCGAAGAAGGCUGCGGCGCCGAAGACGCCCACAAAGCCAGACCUGGAGGAGGACGUGAAGGCUGCAGAUGCGAAGCAGGAAGCGAAACCAGAAGAUUCCCAACAGCUAAAGGUCGAUUCCCCCAAAGAGGCGAACGCUCAGGCCGAUGAACCUCCCAAGCCAAAGCCAGAGGAGAAUCGCUACGAGUUCGAGGUGAAAUGUGUCUCUGCUCGGGGUCUGCGGGACGCAGACUGGCUGGAGGGCACCUCCGAUCCCUACUGCCUCUGCGAGUCCAUCGGGAAGGUGAAGUCCAAAUUCAAGACAAAAACGGUGAAGAAUAAGGAGAAUCCUGUCUGGAACCAAGCUGCAAAGAUGCAGCUGGGUCAAGGGGAUAAGCUAAAAUUCUCCAUCUUCGAUCAGGAGGGGGCAGGCGAGAUGCUUCCUCCUCCGGAUGCUUUGUGCAUCUAUGGCUUUGGCUCAGGUGCCACCUGCAGAGGGCCAGAGCCAGAAACUCCGCCAUCAAGGGCUCCAACGCCGAAGGCAGCCACGACUUCAGCACCAAUGCCGUCUUCUCCUCAGUCUGACCUCAUUACGCAGGAAAUGGAGGAGCUCAAGACACUGUUGAAGAUGGGCGACGAGCGCAUGACUUUUCUAAAAGAACUCCAAGGAGCUGCAACAGCUGGCCAGGGGCUACCACUCUCUGCAGCGCAGAUGCAAGCGUUGACCGAAGGCUUGCCUUUGCUAUCCGAGAUCGCAGGCCAGGGCGACAGAGCGCCGAUUGCUGCUGCAGAAGAUUUUCUUGUCACCAAAACGGUUCUACCGAUGGCCGAGCCGGUUGCUCACAUCGAGUGGCUGCUGCUCCGCAACCCACGGCCUUCAACAUCCUCCUCCCCAUCCUCGUCGCCGCAGUCACAGACGCCGACAUGUAUAUUAGCUGCAGUCCAUGCAGAGGGAACUGUUCGGCUCUUCAGCCCAACUGGGGAGCUUCUCUUGAGCUUUGAGGCAGGCCACGAGGCGCCAAUAACGCACAUCGCGACCUCUCCGACCCACGAGGAGCACUUGCUAGCAACAGGAGAUGCCAGUGGCUCCAUUCGGGUCCACAGAAUCUCAGUGCGGCAAAGGCGAGUCAGCAAGGAGGAGCGAGCCACGCGAGCGAAUUCUUCUGAUGAGAAGUUGUCGCAAUAUUUAGGUCCCCAGCUGAACGUCACAAGUCAGCUGCAGCGCCAGCUCCAACUCCCAGGAGAUGGGAGAGAUGGAAGCUUGAGCGCGCUGGCCAUUUCCAACCACAAAAGCAGCCGGGAGAUCAUUGCAGGUGACUCCAUGGGGCGAAUUAGUGUCUUCGCAAAGAAUGGGACCUUGAAGAACCAGGUUGAUGCAACCGUCAUGGAGGGUCCGGGUGUGGAAGGCCUGCACUCCUUCCAUUCACAAGUGAUCUUCCGAGCCGGGAUGGAGUGGGGAUAUGUGAACCUCGACAAAGCCGAAGUGAAGCACAUCGACUGCCCCAAGUUCGAGGCGGCAAGCAUCUGCCUCUGUGGGGCUGCUUUUUGUGAUUCUGACUCGCAGGGGCGAGUGGCUGCGAUCACCGUUGACAGCCAGCAGCUGUCCAAAGUGCGGGCCGCAGUUAGUGCAGUUGCCGGCAGUUGCAAUCGUCCAAGAGGGGUGUUUGAUCGUUUGAUGGGGACUUUAUGCCUGGCGUCUCUGGCCGUCGCCAUGGCUCUCUGUGUCGGCGCGUGGCAGGUACUGCUAUCGGACGAAAGUGGUGCUGCACCAUAG